AUGACUCCAACCUAAGCGUAUGUAAACUUCCGACUUCAACUGUACAUACAUAUAUUCACACACACUAAUGUAUGUGGACACUCUAAAUUAAUCGAUUCGGCUAUUUCAGCCAUACCCGUUGUUGAGAGGUGUAUAAAAUGCAAUCUCCGUAGACAAACAUUGUCAGUGACUUUCAAUGUGGCACCGUCAUAGGAUGCCACCUUUUCAACAAGUCAGUUCGUCAAAUUUCCACCCAACUCAGUUGGAGUGACUUAAAUUUUUUUAAUGAAAUUGUAAAUUCAGCAAGAUUAACGUCACCCCAAAAAUGUGGUGACAUAAAGUGGUUUCUGUGCCAACGCUAGUCUCAUUUGGUUGUGUGCAUGCGGCUAUUCAAAACAGGUGCCCAUCCACCAUCUUCACUGGAAUGGUUUGUGUCAUCAUGAGUAAUAAAACAUGCAAAUGCAUGAAAACCUAUGUUUUGCCCUUCAUAAGCUGAUAGCUGGGGGUUUUCUCCCACUGGGUGGCAUUGAAUAGAGGUCCAUUCAACAUGUUAGCUUGAAGAACCUUAGGUCUUUUUCCAUCUUGGAGCUUCUAAGCAUUCUCUUCUUAAUCAAUGGAGCAACACUGAAACUAGAAUGGAAAUGGAGGAGAGUUUUUCUGCUCAGGACCCAGAGUUCCUUUCAUCAGCUGGAUCAGGGGUAGACCUGCAGCCUGACACAGAGCAGGUAGAGACAAUUUCUGAAGCCUCAGAGCAGCUCUCCAUAGAGGCUGCGAGCGUCUCCUCCGAGCCCAACCAGGUCUCCGCCGAUCUGGGUAGGGUGUACUCUCAGCUGGCCUUCAUCACCUUCCGGAGGCAGCUGCUCCACAACCGGCGGAUCAUGCUGCUGAAGAUGCAGCAGUUCAGAAAUAAGAGAAAAGACAGGGAAGCUCUGUCCCCUACAGUCUCUUUCCCAGAGGAGUCCGAGCCUACAGAGCUGGAGGCCAUAGAACAGGAGCUACAUGAUCUGGUGGAAAGAGAACAGGAGCUACUACAGAUACAGACAGACAACAACAUUGGACCGGAUCACAAACCACUGUCAGACUAUACAGAGGAACUCAUUUCCCCCUAUCAAGGAGUGUAUGUCCUACCGAGUAACACACCAGAGAACAUGAAACAAUAUACACAGACUACACCUCCUGCUGCGCCAGAGGACAUAGUGGAGGUGGAGAAGCUCAAUAGUGACCCAGCGAUCGUCCAAUGCCCUAUCUGCGAGCAGGUCAUCACCACGGAAACGUAUCGCAAAAUAGGAGGGGCAGCCUGGAUGCUAUGCCUUGUGUCCAGCAUGUUAGGGUGUGUGGCUGGGUGCUGUCUCAUCCCCUUCUGCUUGGACAACCUAAAGGACGUCAGACAUCGAUGCCCUGAGUGUCACAGCAACAUCUACACCGCAGAACGGAUGUGAAGACAGAAUGGUACUUCUACAGAUACCAUAUCACUGGCUACUGUUUCUUUGAUAUUGGAUGGAGAGGGACAGUGAAUAGAGUGGUUGGAUGGGCGUUAUGCCCUCUGAACUGUGGGACAUUAGAAGGCGAGAGACUGGACAGCUCUAAUGACACCUGGUGGCAGAUGCCGUACAGUACUGUGUUAUGAUCACAGUUUGAGGGGAUGGAUAUUGACUGUUGUUGGGGUGAUAGUUUUUCUUGAAAAAGUUGGGAGGAUGAUCCUAAGAAGCACUAUGAAUCUCGAGCAGUGUCCAGCUGUGACAGCAUUUGGUUCUAUCAACAGUGCAGAAUCCAACAGAACCUGAGAAGACUUUCUGACCAAAAUGAUGGACUGGAAUAAUACUGAAAGAAUAUAGCAUUCCUUGCUUCAUUAUCUGUAGAACAUAUGUUUGUAUAUUCUAAGAGAAAAUGUUUCUACUCAACAGAGACCGUAUGAGAACAUGAUCAUUGAAGCCUAAUCAACACAUUGGUCAUGCAAAUGUCAAAGGGAAAGCAGGUGAUGCAUUGAUAGUAAGCCAUUUACCACACAACCACCUAGGAUUUAGGAAAAUGAAGACAAACAUUUACCAGCAAGCAACAAUAGCCUGUAUAUUCUACUUCCCUCUUUCUUUACAGUGACAAAGGUCAACGUAAGUGAAUUAACCUGGCAAAGGUUGUGAACUGUAAUUUUCUA
Molecule: messenger RNA, 2131 nt
Organism: Oncorhynchus kisutch (coho salmon)
Lineage: Eukaryota; Metazoa; Chordata; Actinopteri; Salmoniformes; Salmonidae
Exons: 5
Coding region: 615-1418 (267 amino acids)
Cellular component (GO): nucleus; cytoplasmic side of late endosome membrane; cytoplasmic side of lysosomal membrane
Molecular function (GO): zinc ion binding
Source: RefSeq, a predicted model, not a curated record